AUGCUAGCUGCAAAUCAAGAAGCCUCACCUGGAACACAAGGGAACAUGCAGAUAUCGUGGUGCAAAGUCGAAGCAACGGUGUCGGACCCGAAAGACAUCAAUGCAUUCUCUGAUACGGACGUCCAAGCUCCCAAGGAAACACCGCCAUUAACCGUGAUGAGUCUCAGCCUCAACACCAUUGUCAAUCACAAGGAGAACGACCGCGAGAUUGUGUGCCACGGCAAGGAUCUGGUCGAACUGUGCGUUCACGGAUCUGUCAGCACAUUCAUACUAAAAAGUAUCCUGUAUGUAGUGCAAAUUGACGAUCCUACGCCUCCAGAGGCUCUUCCGUGUUCUGUACAUACGUUUGUUCCACCUUUGGACCGCUUCCCGCCAAACUUCGAAGUACGCGCUGGACGCAAUGGCAAAGGAGUCAUUUCUCCCAUGAAGAACGAGUGGAUGCUGCUGAACAGGUUGCUUGUGACAAUUCACAAAGCAGACCCUGAUGUCAUUGUUGGGCAUGAGUUCCCUGGGGUCGCUCUGGACGUCUUUCUCCACCGUAUGAAAGAAUUGCAAGCAGACCAUUGGUCACGAAUCGGCCGGUUCAGGCGAUCGAGAUGGCCGAAUAUCGGUAGGCAAGGGAGCAACCUGCGAUUCAUCAAUGGGAGGUUGGUCUGCGAUCUUGCUAGUGAUGGUGCGAAGGGCAUGAUCUCGUCCACAACGUGGUCGCUCACCGAAAUGUGCAAGACUCAUCUCAAGAGUGAGAGGCAGGAUAUUGACCCCGAUGAUACUGCCAGCUACUUCGACAGCGGCGUCAGUUCGCCGGACAGGCUUCUUACUUUCGUCCGGCAUUGUGAACUAGAUGCUUACUACCAGAUGGUGCUGGCGGCCAAGGUCCAGAUGCUUCGUUUGACGAGGCAACUGACGAAUUUGGCUGGAAACUCAUGGAACAAGACGCUCAACGGUGGACGUGCUGAGAGAAACGAGUACAUCUUGUUGCACGAAUUCCAUCGCUUGAAGUACAUCUGUCCUGACAAGUCGUACGGCAAGAAGGCUGCCACUGCUGAGAAGAUCGAGGCACAGGAUAAUAAUGCAGAAGGAGGCAAAGCGACCAAAGGCAAGCGGGAUAAGUCUUCGAACCCAAGCGUGGAUUUGGGAUAUCAAACAGAUGGCAUUGAAGCUUACAGCGAACAGUACGUGCGGUUGUCUGGGAUUCGAGUACUCCAGGUUCUACGCCCGCCCCUCGCUGCCCUCACGACGUUCAAGGGUCGCGAGAUUCUGACGCAUACCCGUGAACUAGCAGAGAGUCUCCAGCUUGAGAUGCGUGGGGUCGAAGUUGUACUUGAAGGCUCUUCUGAUUACGUUCGCAGGUUGUCUAUGGAGACACGGACUCGAGUUCAAAAAGCGGUCAAUGAUCGCUACAAACUCUUGGAGAUUGACCUCGAUGGUAUCUUCCAACGUUUGCACCUGUUACAAGAGAAGAGGUAUGUGGCCAUCAAGGUCGAAGAUGGUGGACGACCAUCCACAGAGGUGAAGGGGUUGGACAUGAAGCGCAGAGGGUAUUGUGCGUUAUCUAAGGCGGUGUCUCAAUACGUACCAGACCAGAUUCUGUCGGGAGAGGCGACCGAAACUGUCGUUGAACGGAUACACGAGUAUCUCACAACUAUGGGCGAGGAUAUUCGCGCAGGCAAGAUCAAGUUGGACGAGUUCAUCAUCCCAGAGGACCACCCUAAUGCUAAGAGCCAGCCACAUGUCUAA
Molecule: messenger RNA, 1737 nt
Organism: Sparassis crispa
Lineage: Eukaryota; Fungi; Basidiomycota; Agaricomycetes; Polyporales; Sparassidaceae
Exons: 8
Coding region: 1-1737 (578 amino acids)
Biological process (GO): mitotic DNA replication initiation; lagging strand elongation; leading strand elongation
Cellular component (GO): alpha DNA polymerase:primase complex
Molecular function (GO): chromatin binding; DNA-directed DNA polymerase activity; pyrimidine nucleotide binding
Source: RefSeq, a predicted model, not a curated record